Molecule: messenger RNA, 1773 nt
Organism: Ogataea angusta
Lineage: Eukaryota; Fungi; Ascomycota; Pichiomycetes; Pichiales; Pichiaceae
Exons: 1
Coding region: 1-1773 (590 amino acids)
Source: RefSeq, a predicted model, not a curated record
AUGGCACUCUUAUCUCCUAAAAGCAGGCUCUUGCUUGUCAUUGGUGUCCUACUAUAUGUUAUCACCCACAUAACUGUCAAGUGCCCCCUUACACAGUCCUAUCAAUUGGACGCUUCACAAUCCAACGAUGCCCUCUGUCUUUACAGCCACAAGUACUAUAGGUUUGUGGAGCCAUACUGCGGUCCAGUGAUUGAAGCUGCGGACGCCAGAGUGUUCACCCCGCUGAAUAACUUGUACGCCAAGUCCCCAGUGAAACCAAUUGUGCAAUCUGGCUACGACCAAAGUGCAAAGGUCUACACGAAGUUUGCAAAGCCACAUGUUGACAAGUAUGGUGGCGUUGUUAAGACGAAAUUAAGCGAGUUUUUUGAUAAGGCGACGGCCAAGACGCAGGAGGUGACAAGACACGCCCUGCUUUAUGUCAGAGCCAAAGGUGCAGAAGUGGGGGAAUAUGCUAGGUUGAAAUCUCUCGAGCUAACCACAAAGGCCAAGCUGGUGGUUUUAACAAAAAUCAUCCCCCGUACUGUCUCCAUUUUUCACCAGGUGAAGACAAUGCUCUAUAUCCAGGGAACGAAGUUGAAGCUGGCAUUGUAUCUUAGAUAUAACCUCUACGUGAGGCCACAAUUGGUGAAACUCUACUUUACUUUACGGUUGAACAAGCUAGAGCCGCAUGUGGAAGCAUUCAGGAAUUCCUGGUUCUACGUGAAUACCAAAAGAUUGGUUGUUUUGCUGGUGGACGCAUUGGGGUACUUUUACAGCAAAACCUACGAGUAUCUCGAUGCUUUCCAGCGAGACUCGAAGAUCAGAAAGACGACCGAGGAGUAUUGGCGGACGGAGCACAAGAAGCAGUUUCUAAAAGACGAAUUCAACAAGCUUCUGAAUGCCAAGUUCAAGAUCCCAACGUAUGAGGACGUCGAGUUCUUCAAGAAACUGUCGAAGCAGGCUGCCGAGACCGACAAGACAGACGACGUCUCGGAAACUCUCAGCGAGGCCGAGCCCACACUUACCAAGUACAACAGGAUGUUAAAGGGGGUAACGCAGGACGCGUUGAAUGACUUUGAGUCACAGGUGGCCCAGGUCGACGAGAGUGCUUAUAACAAGAUCUACAACCAGUUAAGACCUAAGCUGCAGGAGUUGGGCGAGCUGGUCAACCGCAACUACGAUGAGGCACACGUCAUGAUCCACGACAUCAACCACGACACGGACAAGUACGUUACUCGUCAGGACAUGCGCGAUCUUCUUAAGCGUCUUUCCGAGUCGCUGACACAAAAGGGUGUGGAGAUCACUGAGGAUUUCAGGAAAUACGAGCAAGAGUUCUCCGACGAGGUGCUGCGUGUGAGGACGUCCAUCUUGGAGACCCUUGAAGAGUUCAGCGAGUCUACGCUCAACGCCUACUCCACAGAGAUUGUGAAGAACGGAGACGACUGGAAAGAGUGGAAGAACUACAAAGAACUGAAGCAGGAACUAAUCCAGACCAGAGACCUGCUUCUGAGCUCCACUCCAAAGUUGGAACGCGUGACCAAGUUGCUGAACGAGCUCAACAGAACGCUGGGUACUUUGGUUAACGACGGAGAAUCGUAUUUGGCCAUAUUGCGUGCCAAGGCCAACGUCGAGUUCCAGGCCCGCGAAAAGGCCGAAAGAGAAGCUGAGCAGGAGACCACGAGCACAAUCAUGCUGUACGAGACCGUUGUUCUUGAUGAGAAUAACCAGCCGGUGAGCACUAUCCACGCAGAACCUCCAGUUUCGAACGAGGAGGUCAAGACGUUGAUAAUAUGA